Molecule: messenger RNA, 2877 nt
Organism: Anguilla rostrata (American eel)
Lineage: Eukaryota; Metazoa; Chordata; Actinopteri; Anguilliformes; Anguillidae
Gene: nucleolin
Product: nucleolin
Exons: 16
Coding region: 144-2219 (691 amino acids)
Biological process (GO): nucleosome assembly; positive regulation of mRNA splicing, via spliceosome
Cellular component (GO): nucleus; spliceosomal complex; cytoplasm
Molecular function (GO): mRNA binding; DNA binding; structural constituent of chromatin
Source: RefSeq, a predicted model, not a curated record
ACAGUCCUGCGCACCGUCUUUCUUCGCAUAGCGCCCCUCAGAUCAGUCAGGGCCACGUGCAGGUCUAAGUCUUUUUCAUUUAACCCCCUUUCUUCCAUUCCAUUAUCCGUGUUUUAUCGCAAGACGUCACACACACCGAAACCAUGGUGAAAUUGGCAAAGGCUGCGAAAAAGCAAGCGACUCCGAAGAAAAAGGCUCCACCACCUCCGAAAGAAGUGGAGGAAGAGUCUAGUGAAGAAGACAGCGAAGAGGAGGAAGAGGUACCUCCCCCUAAGGCCGUAGCAAAGAAGUCUGCAGCUCCAGUCAAAGCAGCUAAAAAUGGAAAGGUAGCGAAAAAAGAGGAAAGCGAGGAAGAUGACGAUGAAGAUGACGAUUCAGGUAAGCAAGCGGAAGAAUCCGAGGAAGAGGCUCCACCCCCGCCAAAGGGCAAAGCCAAACCGGCCAAGGCCGCACCCCCAAAGAAAGCUGCCGCCGCCCCAGCACCAGCUGCAGAGUCUGACGACGACGACGAUGAUGACGACGAAGAGGAUGAUGAAUCUGAAGAGGAGGCCCCUCCCCCAAAGAAGGCCACUCCUGCAAAGCCCCCAGCAAAGGCCACUCCAGCAAAGGCAACUCCUGCUAAGGCAGCUCCGGCAAAGGAGGAGUCAGAAGAGGAUGAUGAUGAUGAGGACGACGAUGAUGAUGAUGAAGAAGACUCCGAGGAUGAGAAGAUGGACACAACGCCUGCCCCCGCAGCAGCCAAGGCGAAAAAAGCUGGCAUGGUGAAGGCCAAGGAGGAGUCUGAAGACGACGAGGAAGAUGAUGACGACGACGAUGAUGAUGAUGAGGAAGAGGAGGAUGAUGAAGAGGAAGCCCCAGUGACUCCUGCUAAGAGGAAGGCCGAGUCCAAGAAGGAGACUCCUCCCGCCAAAAAGGCGAAGUCUGAGGGUGAAGGGUUCAGCCUCUUUGUCGGCAACUUGAACUCGGGCAAGGACUUUGAUGAAAUCAAACAGGGCCUGAAGAAUUUCUUCUCCAAGAAGGAUCUCGAAGUUCAGGAUGUUAGGGUUGGAUCGUCAAAGAAAUUCGGAUACGUGGACUUUGCAACGGAGGACGAUUUGCUCAAAGCCCUUGAACUGAACGGGAAGAAAAUAAUGGGCCAGGAAGUGAAACUGGACAGGGCACGGAGCAAGGAGACGUCCAUGGAAGGGAAAAAAGAGAGAGACGCACGAACCUUGUUCGUGAAAAACCUGCCGUUCUCCGCCACACAGGAGGACCUGAAGGAGGUCUUCGACCAGGCAGUAGAAAUCCGGGUACCCCCCGGACAGAACGGAUCCAACAGAGGGAUCGCUUAUGUGGAGUUUAAGACUGAGGCGAUCGCAGAGAAGAUGUUGGAGGAGGCACAGGGAGCGGACGUCCAGGGCCGUUCCAUCAUCGUCGACUACACAGGAGACAAGAGCCAGAAGGGAGCCAGAGCCCCAGCUGCCAAAGGAAAGACGCUGGUGGUGAACAACCUGGCGUACAGCGCUACAGAGGAGAUCCUCCAGAGCACCUUCGAAAAGGCAGUCUCCAUCAGAAUACCACAGAACAACGGCAAGCCAAAGGGGUUCGCCUUUGUGGAGUUCGAGAACGAGGACGACGCAAAGGAGGCCCUGGACUCCAUGAACAACUCCGAGGUUGAAGGCAGGACCAUCCGGCUCGAGUUCAGCCAGAACAGCGGUCAGAAGGACGGAGGCAGAGGAAACUCUGGACCCACAAAGACGCUCUUUGUCAAAGGCCUGUCAGAGGACACCACAGAUCAGACCCUGAAAGAGUCCUUUGAGGGAGCCACCGCUGCCAGGAUCGUCACAGACCGCGACACCGGCUCGUCUAAAGGGUUCGGCUUCGUAGACUUUGAGAGCGAGGACGACUGCAAGGCCGCCAAGGAGGCGAUGGAGGACGGCGAGAUCGACGGGACCAGGGUCACGCUGGACUACGCGCGGCCCAAGGGCGAGGGCGGCCAGCGGGGCGGCCGCGGCGGGUUCGGGGGCGGGUUCGGUGGCGGAUUCGGCGGGCGCGGCGGCGGCGGGAGAGGAGGCCGCGGCGGGUUCGGUAGAGGCGGCGGCGGCGGCUUCAGGGGAGGAAGAGGAGGAAACCGCGGAGGAGGCCGUGGAGGUUUCGGAGGAGGACGAGGUGGUGGAUUUGGAGGCGGUGGUGGAUUUGGAGGCAAGCCCCAAGGAAAGAAGAUUAAGUUUGACGAUUAAAAAAAAAAAAAAAUCUGUAAAUUUUUACUUUUUUGAAACGGACUCUGUUUUCAUCUUCAUAUUUCUCCAUGCGCUGACAGAGCCUUUUGGACAUUCCAGAAAGAGCGUCUGAUUUAAAUGUUCUGGCCGCCCGAGCACCUCCCCCUUUCCUCCCCCCCACCCUGUAGCUGAAGAGAACCGCGAGUUCUGAAAUGUCCGUUGCCUGUGUGCAUUUUCAUAAUUUGACCUUCUUUUCCUUUUUUUUUUUUUUUUCUUUUCCAAAGGAGUAAAAUGGAAUGCGUUGGCAAACCCACAGUGAAAAUGCGUUGGUCUAGGUACACAUUGUACAUGCAAUUUAUAGUUUCAUUUUACCUUUUGUAAAAAAGUGACGUUUCCUUAUGUGUGUUCUUGUUUCGUUUUUUUUCCACUGUAAAUGCAAAAAAAUUUUACCAUGUGUAAAGCAUAUUGUAAUGGAUGGAAGAUUAAAUACACCCAAGCUGUUUUGGGUAUUUAGAAUCUCUGGGAAUUUGUCUACUGUGAUGUUUGGGUUGGGUAGUUGGUUUUGAUGGGUUCAUAAAUGGAAUGAAGACUAAUGCUAUUUAAACUUGAUUUGGCAAUUCUGAUAAUUCUAGUACUCUAUUUACUAAAGUAGUUUCAGUUUCAUUGCCAAAAAGAAAAA